Messenger RNA from Prorocentrum cordatum, 510 nucleotides. The record is from the annotation of a GenBank genome assembly. Lineage: Eukaryota; Dinophyceae; Prorocentrales; Prorocentraceae.
GUCCAGAACCGAGCGAUUGCUUUCUUCACCUGCUUCCUCGUGCUGUUGCUGGCAAGUCUGAUGAUCAACAGGACGUUCCAGACCAAGCCGACAAGGUUGCGGGCUGCUCAGCGAUGGGGGUUCAUCGUCGAGGGGCUCGUGUGCGAGCAUCCGUUGCUUCUUGGUUGGGGCUGUUAUUAUUUUAGCAAUUGGGUGUUGCAGAAGGCCUUCAGCGAGUUCGCCGAUUCAAUGAUCGUGGGCAGAGGUGUUGUGUUCUGGAUCCAUCUUCUGGCGGACAAUGUGUUCAAUGUUUGGGCCUUGGUCUUCCUUGUGAAGCAGAUGAGCCACUGCGCUUCUUCCUCAGAGGGCACAGUAGGAGCCACUUCGGACAUGGUGCCCUCGGGUGCCCAGUACCAUGAGGGUGACCUCACGAAGAAGGGCCUCCUGCUAUGCCAGGGGGGCGGUCAGAGGGCCUUCCAGGCGGUGCUGAUCCUUUUCGGCACCGUUUCGGUCUGGACGCUGUUGAACGAG